Aspergillus campestris IBT 28561 is the source of this 2343-nucleotide messenger RNA. Its product is annotated as SDA1 family protein. Gene Ontology annotation, cellular component: nucleolus. The record is from RefSeq and is a predicted model, not a curated record. The transcript has 4 exons. Lineage: Eukaryota; Fungi; Ascomycota; Eurotiomycetes; Eurotiales; Aspergillaceae. Bases 47 to 2308 code for a protein of 753 amino acids. Gene Ontology annotation, biological process: ribosomal large subunit export from nucleus; ribosomal large subunit biogenesis.
CUCCAGCUUUCAUCCUUGCUGCAUUGGACAUCAAACAACCGACACGAUGGUCAAAAGAAAGUUGGGAGCCUUGGAAAAGGUCGAAGCUGACCUGCCUAAUUUACAAAAUAAAAUUCGCAAAGAUCCUAAGUCGUACAUUGAGGACUUCCGCGCUCAGCACUAUCAGUAUGAAAGUCACCGGGAAAUUUUCAUGGCGGCGCCCACGUCUGCCAACGAUACGGGCAUCAUUUCGCUGCGCGAGUUGAUCGAUUUCAUUUCCCAUGUGGCCGACUGCUACCCUACUAUCACCAAGGACUUUCCCCAGCAACUCAUGGACAUCCUGACGCAGCACCACCUGGUUCUGGAACCUGAGCUGCGGGAGAAGAUUGUCGGGAGUCUGGUUCUGCUAAGGAAGAAAGAACUUGUUGACUCGGCGACGUUGCUACAAACGCUAUUUCCCAUUCUCAUCACAACGCCUAGUAAGACACUGCGGGCGUUGAUCUUCCAAAAGAUCCUGAUGGAUUUGCGCACGGCGAACCAGAAGACUAUCAACCACAAGCUCAACCGGGUUAUGCAGACUGUUCUGUUCAACUUGGUGACGUCGGAUCGCACGUCGUCCAAGGGGCUGUGGGCUAUCAAGCUGGUUCGCGAGCUGUGGAAGAGACAGAUCUGGACGGACGCCAAGACAGUGGAGGUCAUGAAGGAGGCGUGCUUGGCGGAGAACGAGAAGGUCGUCGUGGGCGGCGUUCGCUUUUUCUUGGGGGGCGACAAGGAGCGUGAGGAGGCGGAGGACGAGAGCAGUGACGAAGAGGCCAUUGACAUGGGGCAAGUGAAGCACCAGGCCGGCAUCAACAAGAAGACCCGGAAGAAGGCCAAAUCCGUCGAGAAGGCAAGGGCCGCCGUCAAGCGAAAGGAGCGCAAGAAGAACCAGCCUCACCCUCUGAACUUCUCCGCGCUGCAUCUGCUGCACGAUCCCCAGGGAUUUGCCGAGUCCCUGUUCGCGAGACACCUGCAGACCGCCAAGUCGAAGCUCAAUCUCGAUCAGAAGCUUCUUGUGCUGCAGCUGGUGACUCGCCUCGUCGGCCUGCACAAGCUGCAUAUCAUCCACCUUUACUCCUAUUUCCAGAAGUACCUGACGCCCCGACAGCCUUCCGUCACGUCGUUCCUCGCAUCGCUUGCGCAAGCGACGCAUGACUUGGUACCCCCGGACGUCCUGGAGCCGCUGGUCUUGAAGAUCGCCAACGAGUUCGUGUCCGAGGCGUCGGCAUCCGAGGUAGCUACGGCGGGUCUCAACGCCAUUCGCGAGAUCUGUGUGCGUCAACCCCUUGCCAUGAACGAUACCCUACUACAAGACCUGGUGAUGUACCGCAAGAGUAAAGACAAGGGUGUCAUGAUGGCAGGCCGCGGCUUGCUCAGCCUGUUCCGCGAGGUCGGUCCCGAGAUGCUGAAGCGGAGAGACCGCGGCAAGGAUGCCUCCAUGGGUCUUCGGUCGGGCGAUAAGAGGGAGAAGCGCUUCGGCGAGCAGGAAACCGGCGGUAUUGAGGGCAUUGAGCUCCUGGAGCAGUGGAAGGAGGAAGAGCGCAAGAAGCGACGGGCCGAGAAGGGCCUUGCUUCCGACGCCGAGGACGACGAGGACGAAGACGAAGAGGACAACUGGGACGCCUGGAACGUGGAGGAUGACGAAGACAGCGACGACUCCGGCGGCUGGAUCGAGGUCGAGAGCGACGCCGAGAUCGAGCUGAGCGACUCCGAGGACGAAAAGGACAAGGAUCCCUCGCGCCCGUCCAAGAAGGCCAAGCAAGACGGCACCGCCGACGAGAAGUCCGAGUCAAACGACGCCAGCAAGCUCGAGAACAAAUUCUCCACCCUCGCCACGACCCGCAUCCUGACCCCCGCCGACCUGGCCAAGCUCCAAGAGCUGCGCACGAACGCCGCGGUGGACGCCCUCGUCCCGGGUAACAAGUCGUCCCGCAAGCAGAACUCCAACGCCGCCCGACACAUCGACGAUCCCCUGACGGCGGAAGAGAUCGAGGGACUGGCGGCCCUCUCCGCAGGCAAGGCGACGCGCGAAGAGCGUAUCGCGCGAGCCAAGGAGUUCAAGACGGACCGGGAGGACCACAAGAGCGUGACGGCCAAGCGCAAGGAGCGCAAGGAGUCGCAGGGCAAGAGUACCACCAACAAGGAGAAGCAGCGGCGGAAGAAUCUGUUCAUGACGCUGGGUAAGGCGAAGGGCAAGAACAAGAGGAGUUUGGUCGAGACGCGCAAUGUGUUGAGGGCGCAUCAAGACCGACAGAAGCGGGGUGGUCGGAGAGGUAAUAUUGGUAUGUGAGGUGGGGUUUGAAUGGGGUUUUUUUCAGAUAGAGU